AUGUCGACCUCAGCACAAUCGGCGACACCUGGUCUAGCGCACCGCUCCAUCUCCAAUAUACGCUCUGGUGCUGGUCCGCAGGCUGGUCCGCCCAGCCCACACACUCCGCUUCGUGGCACGACGUCUGCCUUUGGGUCGCCUUCCACUCUCCGCGCUGAAGAGGAGACAAUUGUGAUCGAGAUAGGGACGCGUUUCGUCCGAAUUGGGUUCGCAGGAGACUCGGUUCCUAAAGCCAUAGUCUCUCCAGGUCCGGUACAACAACGCCGCGUUGGUGAUUUUACAUCAUGGCUUCCACGGUCAUCAACGGCGCCGUCGUCCGUGCCUCCGAAUACAGACCUUCCAUCUAUUGAAUGGGGCCAUCUUCACGAACUAUGGACGUCCGACCUACGGUGCUUAGACCUUGGUCUCGUGGGAGACAAACUGGACCGCCUCUUGCGUGAAGCCUUCACGAAAAAUCUUCUAAUCGAUUCCCGACCCCGCCGUGUCUUCCUCGUUCUACCUCCAGCGCUGCCUUUGCCGUUAGUUUCAACCAUUCUCGAUACCCUAUUCCAUCGCUUUCAAACACCACUGGUAUCGAUUUUGUCAUGUCCUGUUACCGCUGCUGUUGGCGCUGGAGUACGGUCCGCAAUUGUUGUGAACUUGGGCUGGGCCGAGACGGUUGUGUCGAGCGUCUACGAAUACCGAGAGAUCCGCCAUACGAGGAGCACAAGGAGCGGCAAGAUGCUUGUACACGAAGUGCAUGAACUUUUAGCCUCGGCGCGCAAGCAACCGCCGACGCGGCUUGAAACCUCGGAUGCAGACGGAGUUCGGCGAUCAAUUCGUGUCUUUGGUUUCGACGAGUGCGAAGAUAUUGCCUGUCGCAUGACGUGGUGUCAGCAGCUUGACCGCGCCGCGGCUCCUGAGGAUGAGCCAGGACUGGCAACUGUGGAGGAACGGGACGAAUUCACCUCUUUGGCCCAAGACGAAGUCAGACAGCACCAUACGGUCAGGAAUAUGCAUCUAGGCAUGUCGUCUUGUUCGCCCCCUGAAAUCAUCGAGCUCCCAUUCCAACGCCUAUCAGAGCCUUGCGAGAAUACAUUUGUGGCCCCUCAGUACACGCCAAGCAGCUUUGAUGACGACGAAUUGCCCAUUCCCUUACUUAUCUAUCGCCACUUAUUAUCGCUGCCUAUCGAUGCGCGCGCGGUGAGUAUGUCGCGCAUCAUCUUCACAGGCGGGUGUUCCAACAUUCCCGGUCUUCGCAAGCGACUGUCAGACGAACUGUCUCGUCUGGUAGGCCUAUGGGGUUGGGAUCCAGUUCACGGCGAUGGUGCACAACAAGUCAAGGCUAAAGCGAAGCAUAGUAAAAGCCGGAGCCGUGCGCAUUCACAAGCAGCGGUGGUGGGAGAAGACGGGCAAAAAGAUGACGUCUGGCAUGACGCUGCCAACGCAGUUCCGGAACAUGACAGUGUACAACAGCUCCUGCAGCGAACUGGAAACCCUCUCGAAAGCUUACAGGGCAGCGUUCGAGUGCUGGAAACAUUAGGACCCUGGGCUGGGGCCAGUAUGAUUGCCCACCUUAAAGCAAUGGCGGUCGCAAACAUUGACCGUGAAGCGUGGCUGCAGCAAGGUGUCGCUGGGGCCGCUCGCCCUGGGGAAGUUGACGUGAAAGCGCAACAGAGGCAGAGCCUGGGACCUGGGCUCAUGCGCGGUGCCUCGGUGGGAGGCUCGGCAAGUUGGACCCUGGGAGCCUGGGGAGCUGUGUAG
Verticillium nonalfalfae is the source of this 1743-nucleotide messenger RNA. RefSeq lists its product as uncharacterized. The record is from RefSeq and is a predicted model, not a curated record. Bases 1 to 1743 code for a protein of 580 amino acids. Lineage: Eukaryota; Fungi; Ascomycota; Sordariomycetes; Glomerellales; Plectosphaerellaceae. Gene Ontology annotation, biological process: microtubule-based movement. The transcript is spliced from 2 exons.